Molecule: messenger RNA, 5616 nt
Organism: Oryzias melastigma (Indian medaka)
Lineage: Eukaryota; Metazoa; Chordata; Actinopteri; Beloniformes; Adrianichthyidae
Gene: usp43a
Product: ubiquitin specific peptidase 43a
Exons: 16
Coding region: 492-4118 (1208 amino acids)
Biological process (GO): protein deubiquitination
Molecular function (GO): cysteine-type deubiquitinase activity
Source: RefSeq, a predicted model, not a curated record
AUGCUCCUACAGGGGGCAGCUCCAAGCUGCACUGAUUGACACCUGCGCAAACUUCCUUGUUCCUGCUGAGCAAACUGGACGCACAAAGUUUAUGUGGAAUUGGCCAGUACUAUACAGUGGUUCCAUGUGAACGCGCUCGUGCGGCAGUGGAGCAACAAUAAGCCGUGGUUCCAUAGAGGAGGGGAGAGGAGGUUGGGAAGAAGAGCGGCGUUUGGAGGAGUCAAAGCCCGCCUGGCGCGCGCUCUGGCACGGAGAGCCUCUGAUGAGGAAGUGAGGAAGAGGAGGGAGUGCUUUCAGGGAAAAUGACAGGGAAAACAGCACUUGGGAUUGAAAUGGGACAUGCAGUAGUGAUCAUGUGCCCUCUCAGCAGCAGGUCUGAGGUUUGGUGAAGCCGAGGAGGAGGGGUAGACGGCAGGCAGGCAGGCAGACAGGUGCACUCCUCAGUCCCUUUCAUUUGUUCCUCCUCCUCGGUCCAGGGAAGUGACUGAGCCAUGGAGACCCGCAAAGACAGCAAGGCGAGAAAACAGCCCAUGAAAGCCAAGACCUCCAAGCGGAAGGAGAAUAAAUACAAAAGUGGCCGCUUCACCCGGAGGAAAUCGCUGCGAUCAUUCGGGAAUUUCAUGGGCCGGAUCCUGAAAACUUUGGGCAGUUUGGCGCACGCCGACAACGCGGAACAGCGGGACGCGGACGACGACGAUGGGGGAUUCGGACCCAGCACUUCGGGCCACCUGAAGAGCGACUUUCCCGCGAAAAAGAACUCCGUGGGCUCCUCCGCGCACGGCUCGGUGAGAGAGAGGCUGUCGUGGUGCUACGGCGACAAGACGCCGGGCGUGCUGGGGCUGAAGAACCACGGCAACACCUGCUUCAUGAACGCCGUGGUGCAGUGUCUGAGCAACACGGACCUGCUGGCGGAGUACCUCGGCUUGGAGCAAUACAAAUCGGACAUCUGCCAGGGGAAGGUGAGCGGGGAGGAGAGGGGAGAGGAGGCGCACGCCGUCAGGGGAGAGGUGACCGAGCAGCUGGCGGCGCUGGUCCGCGCGCUCUGGACGCUGGAGUACACGCCGCAGCUCUCCGUGGACUUCAAGAGCAUCGUGGCCAAAUACGGCUCUCAGUUCCGAGGAAACUCUCAGCACGACGCUCUGGAGUUUCUUCUUUGGCUUUUGGAUAGAGUCCACGAGGACGCCAACGCCAACCCUGACAACGGCAACAACAGCAGCAAGACCAAAGCCAACGCCAGAGGGUCCAGCUCUUCAGAAAACCCUUUGAAUCCCAGCACACAUCAACCUCGGAGUCGACACAGUUUUGUUCAGGAGCAUUUCCAGGCCCAAUACAGGUCUUCUCUGACGUGCCCCCAUUGCCUUAAGCAGAGCAACACCUUUGACCCGUUUUUAUGCAUCUCUCUUCCAAUUCCCCUGCGGCAAACAAGAGCCUUAUGUGUGACGCUGGUGUUCAGCGCCAAAGGUCAGAGGUAUGUGAGGGUGGGGCUCGCUGUGCCUCUGUUCGGCUCCAUCUCCUCCCUGAGAGCUCUGACGGCGGCGGAGGGCAACAUCUCCCCUGAUCAGGUGAUUCUCGCGGAGCUCUACUCCACCGGUUUCCAGCGCUCUUUCUCAGACGAGGAUGAACUGACCAUGAUUGCUGACAGCGACGUCGUCUACGCUUUCCAGGCUCCUCCCCUUUCUAAUCGUAGCAGCUUAACGCCACGCUCAGGGUAUCACCACAGCCUCCCCUCCUCUCCUCACUCCGCCACGACGGGGCCUGCGGGUCAGAAGUUACCCCAGUCUGGACGCCUCUCCUCGGAGUACCUGAACCAGAGCAGCUCCUCCAAGGUCAUCCUGCUCAUGUGCAACACACUAGGGUCCGGUCAGCACGCUGCCAGAUUUGGACCUCCAUUUCUCAUGCUUGAAGACAGGACCGUCUCCUGGGAUCAGCUGACACAGAGCAUCCUCAGCAAUCUGUACUAUCUGAUGGUGAACGCGUCUCAGUCUCAGACUGCUGGUGUGCUGUUCAAGAUCAGGGUCGUGGGAUCCUCUGCAGCCUACAGCUACCUGUCUCCACAGGACAGCAGGCCGUUGUGUCACCCCGCAGUGGACAGAGCGUUGAAGUUGUGUGGCCCCGGAGGACCCGUCCACGUGAAGCUUGUGAUCGAGUGGGAGCGCAGCACUAAAGAACACCUUUUCGGCAGCAUCCAGGAGGAGGUGGUGCAGGACGCCGAGAGUGUGAGGAACCAGCAGCAGCAACACCUUCAGCAGCAUAGCUGCACCUUAGACGAAUGCUUUCAGCUCUACACCAAAGAGGAGCAGCUUGCCCCGGAUGAUGCUUGGAAGUGCCCUCAUUGUAAGCAGCUUCAGCAGGGCAUGGUGAAAAUGAGCCUGUGGACGCUGCCUGACAUACUGAUCCUCCACCUCAAGCGCUUCCGACAGGUCGGCGAGCGAAGAAACAAGCUGUCUACCUUGGUGGGGUUCCCAUUAACGGGUCUCGACAUGGCGCCACAUGUGGUGAAGAGAAGUCAGAGCAUGAAGAACCUUCACCAGGGCUCAUCUCAGACCAACCGGAGGCCGUCCUCAGGCCAGCACCAGCGCUCCGACAUGAUCCUUCCCCGUGAUUACCUCUACGAUCUGUACGCCGUCUGCAACCAUCACGGAGGAAUGCAUGGAGGACACUACACCGCGUACUGCAGGAACUCGGUGGACGGCUUGUGGUACAGUUAUGAUGACAGCAGUGUGGACCAGGUACCCGAGGAGGAAGUUUGCACCAAGGGAGCCUAUAUACUUUUCUACCAGAGGCGUAACGUCAUUCCACCGUGGUCGGCAAACGGCUCCGUCAGAGGAUCCACAAGUUCAUCAUUGUCCGACCACUGGCUCAUCAGGCUGACGGAAGAUGGCAAAAGAGGCAGCACUGUGUCUCGUUCAUCAACUGCAUGCGCUUCUCUCAUGCCCGACUCUCCAGAAUCCACAGUCUUCCAUGACAAUGCCUUCAAAGAUGCACAAGGAGGCUUUGAGAGCAGACCAUUUGUUAGGGGUCUUCAAGGACGCAGUGUGAGCAUGAGGGUCCCCAACAAGAGCAAGGACACCCUGAGCAAAGUGCUUCCCCUGCGCUGGUCUCUUGGUUCCAAGGACAGACGAAAACAUGACCAAGUGCCUCCUCAAGUCCAAGACCCUGAUCCUGCAGAGCUUGUCCAGUACUUGGAAUCUGGCCGGAGACCUCGCUGCACAAAAGAUUCAAUAGUAGCACUUAUGAAUGAGCCACGUAGCACAAAGGAGGCUGCUAAAGGUCGAGCUGCAGACAGUAGAAGGUCUUCCAGCAGUGGGACCGUAGGUUGUGUGGGUAAGGUCAAGGAAGAGUCUUUUUAUACAAAAGUCCCAGAGGGCCAGAAGCCACCAAUAGACAAGAAAAACAGCCGAACUGAGGGUAGUCACUCAAAAGAAGAAAGCAGGGUAAAUAUUAGUUCUAGCUCUAGCAGCAACACCCUCACUAGAAAGAAGGAUUCUAGGAGACACAGCUCCUCCAAACCUUCAAAAGAUGCACAGACAAAAGAGGGCUUCGACACUGGAGUCCAUCCCAGCUACAGCUCACCGAACUUACACGGGACUCUGACGAGACGAAAAGGGGAUAAAGCUAAAAAGGACCAAGAUGGCACCCAUGAAGAAAAAGCAAAGAAAGGAGAGGUGCCCAAGAGUCAUGAGGGUCUGCUUUCUUUUUUCAAAGGCAACUUCUUAAAAAAGGACACUAAGAAAUCCGAGAGCGACUCAGGGAGAGUAGAAAAUAAAGAGGGAAGCAGAAAGACCUCACUAACAGUGGCCAUGUCCAACGGAGUGGCAGGUAGCAGAACGAGACUAGAAGAGAGCAAGUCUAAUGGCUACCGCCAUCAAGGCGAGGGGCUGGCAAACGGGAAGGUUGGAAGGACUCCAACUGACAUCAGGCGCUCUCAAAGCUCCUCAAACAUUACCGCCAAACCGGAGCCGAACAUGCGCAGAACGGCAUCCUUGCACCGGAACGCCAUGUCCACAGCGCCACGGAACUUGACUGCAGACAAACCGUCUUACGACACCCUGCAGAGAAACCGUUACAGCACAACCUCACUGGGACGCAAAAAGACGGUCCCUGAGUCUAGUUUUUGACGCAGAGAAAUCCAACACUCCCAUCUGAAGCCUUCACUCAGUGGGGAGAAAAAGAGAAAAAGACUCUGUAUACUUUAUCAAAGCAAUAGAGGUCCAUUCAUAACGAUAUGCCUUUUUUGCACCAAAAGUUGGAAGAUAAAGCAACUGAUUAGUGAUUUAGGUAUUUUUUUAAAAAUAAAAAAAAAAUGUCAUGAAAAUAAUCAAUGAAGUGCCUGAGCAACAUGAAUAAUGCAGUUUAUACCAAUGCAAAGAGGUUUUUAUCUGUUUAGCACUGGAAACAAACAACAGCCCACAUCUGCGUUGGGAGUCAUCACUCCAUGCUGACCUGUGGAGGUUGUGGACUCUGAUUGUCUUCAUUUUUAAGAAUGUAUAACGAAUGUUGGUGCUCUGAGGCGGCAGUUUUAAUGAGCAGCUUGAUUUUUGUCUUAAGUUCUUGGAAGAGGCAGGUUGGCCUUAAAGGGAGGUCGUACUUUUAUGAGGCAUUUAUUUAUCCCCUUAUGAUCCAAACCAGAUGUUUUUAUUUUAAAUAUUUUAAGAAGUGCGUUUAUCUACUGUGAAGUGUGGCAUUACUGCAGUGUGAGCACAAAGAGAAUGUCCUUCAAGACAACGGGUGCCUUUUUGAUGGAUGCUGAAUGAAGGUUUCCAUAAUGGGAAAAUUGUUUUUCUUUAUUUCUUCUGUAAGUGUUGUCUUUUCCGCUCAGUGUAAAAUCAUUGCAGAUGGAGAAACAAUUCCAGCAGAUGCACAUUUUUAAUUCUUUUUUUGCCAAAAUAAGAAAGUGGUUGUUCUUUUGUUCUUUUUGGUUUGGGCCAGAACUAGCACCGUUUGACUUUUACACAUAUACUCAUCAAGCUGUGGUUCGCUCGGCCACUUUACUGGACUGCUCUCCUCAUCUUGGUGGACAAGAAAAUGGAUUUUGUCCAACUUUCUUAUGAUUGUUGACAGUAUUCCAGUUUCAUUUUAGCUUGAUCAAGUCCAGAAAUCUUGGAACAGUGCAGCUGUCGGACUGUUUUAGAAGGUCGAGUUUCUGUCCACUUAACAGGACUUGUGACAUUACAAGUUUGCCCAAAGGGAAAUUUCAUUUUAAUUUACUUGAAAGUACUGAGUGCCUUUUAAAGACAGAAUUUCUAUGUGCAUGGAAAUUGACUUGUUGAAGCUGCAGCAUAAGGGACUUCUCAUUUAGUGACGGUACGACCACUCCACACACCACUAACCCAACAGCGUGUUCGAGCCUUUAUUUACAGACUGAAACCAUGCUAAGAUGUCGUUUUGAAACCCGUAUUUCUUUUUUUUUCUCAUCUUUUUUUCCGGGUCAAAGGUUGUGGCACGUUUGGUUCGAUUUAACAUGUUUACAUCUAUUUUUAAAGAUUGUUUUUAAUCAGACUAACUGUUUCGGAGAUCUUUUUUACAAUUGUUUUGUAAGAUAAACCAGCACUGAACACAUAUUGUCAUUUUUUUACAGAAGUAUUUGAUCAAAAAAAUGAACAUAUGGCAUCACAA